This is a messenger RNA of Scomber scombrus (Atlantic mackerel), 2620 nucleotides long. It is a transcript of the gene proser3, whose product is annotated as proline and serine rich 3. The transcript is spliced from 14 exons. NCBI's taxonomy places the organism in Eukaryota, Metazoa, Chordata, Actinopteri, Scombriformes, Scombridae. The coding region runs from base 424 to 2544 and encodes 706 amino acids. The record is from RefSeq and is a predicted model, not a curated record.
CAGUAAGACUCUUUUGACUUCACCGACAGACCUAUAUUUGUCAAAAAAAGCAAAGUAAAGUUAAUUUUUUCAGUCAAAAAAAAAGACCGGAUUUGUAGGAUAGACAGGUCUACAAAAAGCCAACUAUUGCGACUUAAUACGCUUUCUUGUGAAGUGUUUGUGGCGUGCAAGCGUUUGAUUCCAUGGUAACUUUCUUUUGUGGGCGAGUCACAUCGGAAGGCCGGAGGAUAACGUGGUCUUCAUCUGUAAAAGUUAUAUUACAGUAAGAACUAUGUAACCAAGUCAGCCACACACCCCAAAGUUUUUGGGUCAGCGGGCUUUGUUAGGACCAGACAUGAAUGAAAUCCCACCACUAUAAACUACCUCAACGAGCAUCCUGUCCUGUGUGCUACUGUGAAUCAACUCUGUCAUCCUAAAGCUGUUAUGAAAUCAGUAAAAUCCAGGCAGAAUCCUUUCCAACCAGCAUCUUCAGUGGUGAAGACAAAUCACCAGACCUCCCGCACCCAAUCCCUGUCAAAGAAAAAGAAAAAAAUAGCUUUGAGUCCCAUACGUUCAAACUGGCGAGACAGUCCACAAGGAUGCACAUUAGAGAAACCUAACCACCAUUUGGCUGCCAUAGAUGGACAGUCUACUUUUGCAGAGUCUUGGGUUUCCACUGGCAGCGGAUCCCCUCCUUCUAACGCCAGACGCGUAGUCUCAUCUGGCAUGGAAACACCCAAACAGUCUGCAAGAGCAGGGAAAUCCACUGUUUCCUCCGAGCAAGGAGUUCAGCAGGAUUCAGUACUGGCCAAGUACAUGGAACGUUUUCGCCAUGGUCAGCCACAGAGCCGAGAGGACCGCCAGCAAAUGGCUUCUGCCAUCGGAGAGGACCUGCCAUUUUGGUGGAUGUCACCUUCAUCUUUACCCCCCAGUUCUACCCCAACUAAAGCAACAGAUUACCACGGGCCUGCCAUUUUCAGCCCAGCUGGACAUAGUCGACUUGACAUAACCCCUUCCCCAUGCAGAGGACCCCCUAGCGUCUGCAUGCUGCACUGGUUUAUGUCAGGUUUGUCUGAAUGCCCUGAAACCUGUGUCUGCAGAACAGACCCCUUAUUCCGACUAAGUAUUUUAUCAGACACCUCUCAAGGUGAAUGUGAUGACACAGAGAUACUACACCUUCAAGAGAGGGCCAGCAGACUUCUGCAGAGAGGUGAAUGUGCUCUCAGUGACAGAUCUAUCCUGGUCAGCUCAGAAGGCCUGGCAUGCUCAGAUUUCUCUUCUCCAAUCAGCAUAGAUGAGCAAGUGCGACGACCUUUGAUUCCUAGUUUAAUAAAAUCUACAACUGUGUGUUUAUUAUCAUUUACAGUGAAGACCGGACUAGAUUUCAUGUCUUCCCAAAAAUCCCCUGACUUUCCUUCUUUGGUGCCCCCCACACGCCCGGAAGAGGACAUCCUGUUCCAGUGGCGUUUAAGGAGAAAGAUGGAGCAGGCCAGGGAAUGUUCCCAGCCCCAGCAACACUCUGGUCUUCAUGGAUCCACAUUUAGCUGGCAGGGCCCCAGUGUACGCUAUCCGUCAGCCAAUGCACAGGCUUACAAGCACAGUCAUAAACCUCCUGAACCCUCACACUCACACAUCACUGCUCCCCAGCCAGUAACCAAAGACACCCAUGGACUCUGUCCCCCAGCUGCCUCUUGCUCUUCAGUCUCUCAGCCUCAUGCUAUCGCCCAUGUCCCUGCCCACAUGCAUUUACUCUGUGAUGUUUUGCCGUGUCCCAUCCAAUCAUCUCACGCUAGCGAGCAACAAAGCAUUUCACAGAGGUUGGAUGAGUCUCCGACCAAAGUUGCCCCAAAAAAGACCCAAAACUCUGGAAAGUCAAAGGAAACCUCAGUGGAUGAGAAAAUUCAUAAACAUAAUCCAUCCCCGUCACCUGCUUCAUCUGGAGCUGUACAAGGAGAGUGUACACGUAGUCACCACAAAAUAACUGAGAGGAAUAAGAAAGAGAAAGCUCAAACAAAGGACUUGGAGAGGAAUGAGAAGAAGAAAGUGGUGGCAAUCAGAAAGCAGAAGAAAUUAUCCAGAUGCACUGUGGAUAGUGAAUAUACUGACGGGCCGAGCUCCACAAACAGAAGUUCUUCACAUCAAAGAGUUUCCAAAAAGGUCAUGUCAUGGACAGAGCAGCAGCAACAGGAGUUUUCCAGUGAGAGCUGUACUGACGAUCAUGCACCGCCACCAUCUCCAAUCCACUGUGCCUUAGGACAGGUUGUUUCAGAGGUAUUGUUCCCUGCGGUGGAUUCAUCUCCUGCACAAACGACUCCUGUCUUGUCAGUUUCACCUCCAUGCACAGCGUCUGCACCUCCACAAUCCUCAGUUCCUCCUGGCAAUGCACACAACUCUAUGGAGGUCAUUUCACAGCUGCUGCAAGAAGCCGAAGAUUCAGAUGGAAAAGAGUUUGAAGAUGACCCUUUACUACAAGUCCUUCGCAAACAGAGAAAAUGGGUGAAGGAGCAAAUCAGUGAAGUGGACUCAAUGUUGGAUGAAGUCCUGGAUGAGCAACACAUUACAUGAACUUUGUCAACACAAACUUGAUGCAUUAGAUUUUUUUUAUUUUAUAAAGACAUCAUUUAUUUUAACAUUUUUGAAG